Molecule: messenger RNA, 628 nt
Organism: Ananas comosus (pineapple)
Lineage: Eukaryota; Viridiplantae; Streptophyta; Magnoliopsida; Poales; Bromeliaceae
Product: RING-box protein 1a
Exons: 5
Coding region: 92-466 (124 amino acids)
Biological process (GO): ubiquitin-dependent protein catabolic process; protein ubiquitination
Cellular component (GO): cullin-RING ubiquitin ligase complex; nucleus
Molecular function (GO): cullin family protein binding; ubiquitin protein ligase activity; zinc ion binding
Source: RefSeq, a predicted model, not a curated record
ACUCCUCUCUCUCUCUCUCUCUCUCUCUCUCUCUCUCUCUCUUUCUCUCUCUCUGCUCCAAUUCUCUCUCUAGGGUUUCGAGGGGCGAUCCAUGGCGACGCUCGACACGGACAUCAACAUGGUCCCGGCCGGCGAGGGAUCGAGCUCCGCAGCGCCCUCCUCCUCGUCCGGCGCCGGCGCCGUCGCGAAGAAGCCGAAGCGCUUCGAGAUUAAGAAGUGGAACGCCGUCGCCCUCUGGGCCUGGGAUAUCGUCGUGGACAACUGCGCCAUAUGCCGGAACCACAUCAUGGAUCUCUGUAUUGAGUGCCAGGCUAAUCAAGCUAGUGCGACGAGCGAGGAGUGCACGGUUGCUUGGGGCGUAUGCAAUCACGCAUUCCACUUCCACUGCAUCAGCCGGUGGCUCAAAACUCGCCAAGUUUGCCCACUGGACAACAGCGAAUGGGAGUUCCAGAAAUACGGGCACUAAGAUUUCCGCCCUCGUCGAAAAAGGAUACUGCUUCCUCGGCGCAGCUUCUUUGCGUUAUGUUUUAUUUAGAACUACUCCGUAAAGAACGAGCUGUUAUUAUGCAUUACCGUAGAUUUAACUCUUCGAGGUUUGUUUCCAUUAAAAGCGUGAAUGUUCGCCCCC